AUGGCGAAGCUUUUAAGAUUAGCUAUUGUCACUCUAUUCCUUGGCAUUGUAUUCAGUAAGGAUUCCAUUCCUUUCCCAGGUAAUUAUGGAUAUCUUGCAAUUUAACUUCACGGAGCCUUUUUCUCCGCGGAACCCACGAAUUUCCGACUCUGAACUCGGCCUUAUGUUCGGUUUCAUAAACACAACAAGCGUGAGUUUUCAGCUGUCGAGAAAGCGUUCAAAACGAUUCCAAAAGAGUCGUUCUGGGGUCAUUUUGCCGCUCUCAAAGGCCAUUAUGACCCUUUUUAAUAGACCUUUCCCCUUUUAAGUGAAAUUUUGAUCUACAUGCAGGGUGUCCCCCAAAAAACGAAAACUAUUGAAAUCACUUAUUGUUAAAUUUGAAUGCCCUACCAAACAGCUGGACGUAAUGAUGCGUAAAAUAUUGACAAGGUGCAUGUAUUAGAAUUUAGUUAGGAAUAUCUCCUGAUAAAGUGCGCGAUUUUCUGCUCCUGGGAAUUAAAAACAACUUCUUAAACAGUUUCUUUAUGCAUAAAAUUUACUUAUGUCAAUCAUUUAUGCACUCGUGGGAACCAACAGAGCGCUAAGGCAUUCAAAUUCUAAUAAUUAAAUUGUUAUUGGUGAUUUCAAUAGUUUUCUUUUUUUUUGGGACACCUUGUAAACUAGCCUGGACAAAAAUUUCAUUACAGCUUGAAAGAGUAUCACCAAAUUAGUAAUAUUCCGAAGUUUCGUUGCGAAAUGUUGUAAAAUGCGGCCGACAUAAUCGAAUUUAUAACGGUAGAAUCUAUUAAAAAAGUGGAAAGAAUCGUGUUCAAAAUUUCUAGACAACACUUUUCUUCUAGGCGGUGAUGUAAAGUUUCACAAAUGGUUAAAUGAAAUAUACAUCAAAUCCCAAAUCUCCCCAGCAACCAUGAAGCGGGUGACAGACUACGUAACAAAGCAGAUCAAGUUAAUAACAGAUGAAGUAAAAAAGCUUGACAACUGUUUUGAUUUUGUUCAACUGCGUGGCUCGGCUGCAGAAGAUCUAAAGAUUCUCCAACCGGAUGAAUUUGAUUUUGUCCUUUACAACGAAAAAUGGACGAAGAUUAUCGACUACAACGAAGAUAAGAAGACGCCUGGGUUUGCGUUCGCGAUUGAGGAGAGAACAACUUGCCUUGAUAAGUACGUUAACACAAGUGAAGUAUUUAUUAGUGGUAUUUAA
Messenger RNA from Paramuricea clavata, 1198 nucleotides. The record is from the annotation of a GenBank genome assembly. NCBI's taxonomy places the organism in Eukaryota, Metazoa, Cnidaria, Anthozoa, Malacalcyonacea, Plexauridae.